Molecule: messenger RNA, 2207 nt
Organism: Vollenhovia emeryi
Lineage: Eukaryota; Metazoa; Arthropoda; Insecta; Hymenoptera; Formicidae
Gene: crim
Exons: 3
Coding region: 233-700 (155 amino acids)
Biological process (GO): sleep; positive regulation of voltage-gated potassium channel activity; regulation of synaptic transmission, cholinergic
Source: RefSeq, a predicted model, not a curated record
AUUAUACAGUACCGUUUACACUGCGGUCAAGUGGUAAUCGAGCACGAUUGGCUCUUACUUUUUGCAAGUGUUGAAUCGUUGCACCGAUAGUGCACCGAACGUUUACAUCGGAGUACGCACUCGACAGUCGUGAGUCGACUGCGAUGUUGGAGAGUGGCGUGCUUCCUCUCGCCUUGCUAUAAACAGGAUUGUAUAAAACGUGAAAUAAAAGUUUUAUUAGUGCAUCGACAAGAUGAGACAAAUCUUUUUCACACUCUUUCUCUUAACCGUUUUGGCAAAUCAGGGUGACAGCUUGUACUGUUACCGAUGUAACAGUAAUCAACCUGGAUGUGGAACGCCCUUGAAUUGGUUAUGGUACUGGGGAGAGACUUGCCCAGAAUAUGACGACAAGUGUGUAAAGAUAAUCGAACGGAAAGGAGCGGAAACAAUCAUUACUCGCGAAUGCCUCAGCUCCGUACGUAGCUUUAGAACGGACAUUCCUGCGGAUCAUUACGAAGGCUGCAGACCUGCUGCUAAAGAUGUACGAUUAGGCCAUUACGUCAAUAACAGUAUUCAUCAGUUGGAUAUUCACCGUGAUUAUUACGACCAAGUCACUUGGUGCUUUUGUUACUUUGAUCAUAGAUGUAACAGCGCAGAGAUUAUGACCGUUUCAACGUUGCUCAUAACUUUGCAAAUUGCUAUACAAUAUUUUAUAUCUUGAGGCUGUCGCUUAUAUCGCGUUUCACAGAAGAAUCUUAUGAAAGAUGGAUUUCGAGAGGAAAAUCUGAGUAUUCAACUUCUCUUUCUUGAUAUUAAUAACCGCGUUUCACUCUCGUAGCCUCUUGUAUUUUUAAUUUUGAGAGGUUAUUCACUUAUAUCUAUGGUUUUUACUAUACUUUAGUGUCAGAAUCUUUAUUCGUCUACGUACCAUCUUUCAAAUAAUUCACUUUAAAGUUAUCAUCAAGUUAAUAUUGUGCUGGAGAUACAUUUAUAUCUUCAAAUGACUAAAUUUCUUACUCCAUUUUUUAUACGUCCAAGUUUAAUAUUUUGUUUUACACGCAUUUCUGCGCGCGCGCGCACAGAAUAAUUUUUACAUAUCGCAAAGCCGUCCGUUAAUAUAGUAGAUAACAAAGCCGUCCAUUAAUAUAAUAGAUAACAAAGCCGGUCGUUAAUAUAAUAUAGGUAAUAAAGAUAAGAGUAAUUUAAACGUGUUUUGCAAAAUAUGUUUUCUAUACAAGGUAAAACAGUGAAUCAGACGAUUUUUAAUAGUGCCAUCAAAUUAUAAGGCCUUUAUUUAUGUAAUUUCUCUCUAUAUGGAUAUUAAGUUUAUAUUAAAGCAUUUGGUUCACAUUAUUCACACGUUCAAAUCUUAUAGUUGGUCUUAAUUCCGGAAUGCAACAAAUAGCUCAGGUAAUCGUAUACAAAUGAAUGUAAAUAACUAAUCAAAGAACUUUAGCAUCUUAAAAAAGAGCUCAUUGUUAGAAUUGGUGACAUCAUUUUUUAUUUUGAAAUUUCAAGAAUAUUUUUAGGACAUGUGGAUGAAAAACAUCUCAUUUUACAAUUUAGGAAUAGAAAAAAAAAUUCUUUUCGGAUUACCUGCGCAAUCUUGGGUUUUCCAGAUGACGAUUAUUUCGCUGAAUGCAAUCGGUACACUUCCGGAUGACUCACAAUCAGUCGUUACAACAUUUCACAUUUCCAUCUAUGGAAAUUUGUGCAAUCUCUUCUUACAAUAGAUACUAGUUUAAGCUGCUGAAUCGUUUGAUAGUGUUGAAUGCAGUAAAAACCGAAACUUUUUAAAUCAUUCCAUAACAAGUCAGGUCUCUUAUUGAGAUUGUGGUCAUUUUAAAGAUGUUGUGUUUUAAAAGUAAGACGUACAUUUAAAAGUGUAAAUAUUGAAACCAAAUGCUUCGAUGUUAAGUUACGUCUAUAUAUAUAAAAAAAUAUCUUAUGAUUUUAUGGCAUUUCUUCAAAUAACUGGUUUCACUGAUUUAUCCUGUAUAAAUUAACUGCCUUAAUAUUAAAUACUAUUGUAUCUUUUGUAUUGUAACUGAUUUUAUAAUAUUUUAUAAAUAAAAUAAACAUAUAUUUUAAGUAUCUACUAUCUCGUAAAAUCGCGACUGCUUACCGCAGCAGGGUUCGUAUAUAGGUACGUGAGCGUUUAAAUUUAUUUUAUAUGCGUGCAUUGUCAUUUGGAUCAUGUGAAUAAAAAGUACGACUGCUAUCAUCUU